Messenger RNA from Rotaria sordida, 3702 nucleotides. Lineage: Eukaryota; Metazoa; Rotifera; Eurotatoria; Philodinida; Philodinidae. The record is from the annotation of a GenBank genome assembly.
AUGAUUCAUCCAAUUUAUAGUUCAUAUCAAUAUGCUGGUUGUUAUACACAAGUAUUUCAUGAAAGUUUUUUUAUUAGUUCAUUUAUGGAACCAAAAUUAUGUUUUCAUUUAUGUAAUACACCAAUAAUUUAUUUACAAUUAUUAACAUGUCGAUGUUCAGGUGGUGGUCUUAUGCAUUAUAAUCGACAAAAAGAUCAAAUUUGUAACAUAAAAUGUACACAAUUAACUCGUAGUCAAAUUAAAACAAAUGAUACAUGUGGUGGUACAAGAGUUUUUUCAGCUUAUGUUGAAGAAAAUUUUUAUACUCAACAUGGUCAUUUAUUGAAUUAUCAAAUUCAUUUUUCAUCAUGUGAAUUAUGGACAAAUUCUGGUUUUUAUAAUACAUUACAAGUUACAUUUGAUAAAUCUUCUAUUAAAUCAUCAUUAAAUAAAAUGGAACGAUGUGCAGCUGCAUGUCUUGAUGAAAAUACUAUGACAAAAUCAAUAGCUUUUAAUGAUGAUAAUAAUCAAUGUCUAUGUAUUCUAUCACAACAAUCAUAUCUAACAUUUACUAGUUCACGUUAUUUAACAAUAUUACCAAAUAAUAGUUGUAAUCGUUAUUGUGAUAAUACAUUGGAUAAUUCAAAAAUUGAACAAAAAUUUCAAUGUGGUUCAUCAACAAAUCGACGUAUAUGGGCUAUAUAUGAUUUAAAUGGUUCAUGUCCAAUUAAUUAUGUUUAUAUAAAAGAAUUACAAAAAUGUGUAUAUGCAUAUAAAACAUUUUGGAGUUCAUGUAUAACACCAUCAAAAGUUUAUAUUUAUGAUGGUAAUAUAACAUGGAAUAUAUUUUUAAAAAUUAUUGAAAAAUUAAAUUUAAAUAAAUCAAUUGUUACAAUUGAUUUUGAUGAUGAUAUUACUAUUGAUUCCUCAUGGAAAUGUCCAUCAACAACAAUCGAUAGAACAUAUUCAAGUUAUUCUAGUUUAAAUUAUAAUACACGUUAUGUAUUAGAUAAUGGUUGUUUACGUAUACGUUCAUAUACAUCGUAUAUAGAUAGAUUUUCAUAUCGUUUAUGUAUAACAAAUCCAAUAAAUAAAUAUUCAAUAUCAGAUAAUGAUAAUGAAAAUGAAUUACCUUUUCUAACUAGUUUUUAUACUCAAAUAAAAUUUUGUCCAACAAAUUGGUUUGAUUUAAAUGGACGUUGUUAUCGAAUGUCAAAUGAACCUAAAACAAUUCAAGAUGCAAGAAAUAGUUGUAUUACUAUAUCAACAUCUGAAUCAAAUAAUAAUGAUAAAUCUCAUUUUUGGUUCAUUGAUGAUGAUGAUGAUAAUGAUAAUAAUGAAGUACAUGAUUCACCCAAAAGUAAUAUUGCUUCAUAUACAUCACAUUGGCAAGCACGAUUGGGCUUUUUUCUUCUUGAUAAACCUCCUGAUAACGAUGAAUUAAAGAAUGAAUCAACGGUAGUAGAUCUUAAUAUCUAUCGUUCGUCUAUAAAUGAAUUUCAAAUGAUGAAUCCAACGGAAAAAAAUAAUUCAAAUGAAAUUGAUAAUUCAUGUAUUCUUGCUACACGUACAAUAAUCAAAGAAAACGAAACACCAAUUAUAAAUACUACAGAAAAAAAUGAUUGUUCAAAAUCAAAACAUGUUUUAUGUGAAACAAAAACAUUAAUUGUUCAUAAUUUUCAACAACGUUGUUUUCGUAAACCAUUAAUACUUGAUUUACCAGCAUUUAUAUCAAAACAUUUAACAUAUGAAUUAUGUUUAACUAUUUGUCAAGGAUUACAAACAAAAUUAGCUAUUAUUAAUAUUAACAAAUGUUAUUGUUUAAAUGGUUUUACUUCAAAAGUAUUUAAUUUAACAAAAUAUCGUGCAGAAUAUCUACAAGAAAAUUGUGGAGAUCCUUGUCCAGGCAAUAUACAUGAACGCUGUGGUGAUAAAAAUACAAUCGUUGUCUUUCAUGUCGUUGAUGUUCGACGUAUAUAUAGUUUGAUGCGUAUACCAAUGGAUUCAUUUCCUGAUUUCGUUUAUGAUAGUUGUAUAUAUGUAAGUUCCUUUAAUUCAUCAACAACAUAUCAAUUUAAUUUAAAUAAUGUACAUAAUAUUCAUCCACGUCAUUGUUUACAAUUAUGUACAAAUUAUCAACAAAAAUAUGCAUUUAUAAAUUCCAAUUUAUGUUUAUGUACAAAUAUUCCAUUAAAAGAUACACAAUAUGAUACAACUAUACUUGAAAAUCAAUAUUGUUCUUAUGAAUGUUCAGCUAAUUAUUUUUAUACAUGUGGAAAUAAAACAAAUUCAACAAUAUAUUCAAUGUAUAUAAUGCAACCAAAAUGUCGUCAUGGUUUUGAAGUUGCUGAAAAUGAUCAACAAUGUGUAUAUAGUCAUUCAUCAAUAAAGAAAAAUUCAUUUUCAAGUGCACAAUCUUAUUGUAAAUCUAUUGGUGGUAUUAUUGCAAAAAUAAAUGAUAUUUUAGAAAUUCAAAAUAUUUUAUCUGAAUCAACUUUAAGUAGACGUCUUUCAAAUACACUUUCAAUUUUUUCUGCUUUUAAAUCAUAUAAUGAUUCAAAAUAUUUUUGGAUUGAUCGUACAUCAGAUAUUAUUAAUAAUAAUACAAUAUCAGAUCGUUCACUUGGAAAAUGUUCACAAACAUCAAACGCAAUUGAUCGAAAUUGUAUUGUUCUUCGUUAUGAAAAAACUUCAUAUAGUAAUAUAAUAGCUGAUGAUCAAUGUAUUGCUGAAUCAAAUCUUUGUUCAUUAAUGUCCGCUACACCAGUUUGUGUUGAUCAACAUUUAGAAUUUAAUUCAACUAUUAUUUCUUCAAUUACAGAUGAUGAUGUGAUAUCUGUAUCAGUUAAUACAUCAAUAGAUUAUUCAUGUGGUAAUGAUACAGAGUAUGAUUUUAUAGAUGAAUAUUGCUAUAAAAUAUCAUUUCACGAAAGUAGUUGGAACGAAGCAAAAUCUGAAUGUGAACGUGAUAAUGCUAUGUUAUUUGUACCUGAAAAAUUUAUUACAUUAAAAAUAAUAAGAUCCUUAUUUUUACGUCGACAUAAUUAUGCAUCAUCUGGUUUUGCACAUAUUGGUGUUAUUUAUGAUAAUCAAAAUCGUACUGUUAUACGAUCUAAUAUAACUGAUGAAAGUAUUUUACAAAUUGUACCAGAUUCUAAUUCUAUUUAUGAUUUAUGUGAACAAACAUUUCAUCAACAUUAUACAAAAAUAAAUUCAUCAAAAAUUUUAUCCAAAAAUGAUCAAAAUCGAUUAAAAGAUCAACAAAUUGGUUGUGCAUAUCUUGAUUUAUUAUCUGAUACAACACCAGUUAUUCGAUGUGAUGAAAUACCUUGUAAUCGACAAGCAACUGUAAUAUGUCAAAGACCACCGAUUUUAAAAACGGUUAUUAUUCAAGCGCAACGUGAAGUUAUUAACCUUCCAAUGAAUAAUGAUCCAAGUCUUACAUCAACAGUACCAUCAACUGAUAAUGAAUCAAACAGUGGAUGGACUGAUUUAAGUUCUCAAAUAUAUACAAAAUCUAUAGUCAGAGAUUUUGCUCCAAUCUUCUUCAUUCUAGCAACUAUAUUCGCUCUUAUACUUCUUGGAUUAAUAAAUAUAUUACAUAAUCAUUAUUUAUUUCAAAAGAAUAAUAAUAAUAAUAAUAAUAGAUUUCAUACUGGAAGACGUAAUCAUAAUGCUGUUUAUUCUCAAUUAAUAACCACAAAUGAAUUUGAUUUAAAUUAA